Mauremys reevesii (Reeves's turtle) is the source of this 2459-nucleotide messenger RNA. It is a transcript of the gene CDIN1, whose product is annotated as CDAN1 interacting nuclease 1. The record is from RefSeq and is a predicted model, not a curated record. Gene Ontology annotation, biological process: erythrocyte differentiation. The coding region runs from base 46 to 738 and encodes 230 amino acids. The transcript has 9 exons. Gene Ontology annotation, cellular component: nucleus; cytoplasm. NCBI's taxonomy places the organism in Eukaryota, Metazoa, Chordata, Testudines, Geoemydidae.
CAAAGCAUCACACUGCUGAGGCUAUUGAAACUUACUACCAAAGGUAUGACCUACCUUCCCAUCCCACUAGAAGAUUUACCUGGCUUUGUCUUGUCUAGGUACCUGAAUGGGGUGAUGAAAAAUGCAGCUGCCCCUGUACUACUGGAGCUAGCCAAUGAGGUGGACUUUGCACCAUCAUUGAUGGCUCGAAUUGUGCUAGAAAGAUUUCUACAAGAGCAAGAGGGAACUAUCCCUUCCAAGACUCUUAUAAAUAGUAUGCUGCGGGACCCUUCUCAGAUUCCAGAUGGAGUUCUAGCAAAUCAGGUCUAUCAGUGUACUGUGAAUGACUGUUGUUAUGGACCACUGGUGGACUGCAUCAAACAUGCUAUUGGGCAUGAGCAUGAAGUCCUGCUGCGAGAAAUGCUGCUGGAGAAAAAUCUUUCUUUCUUAGCUGAAGAACAGCUUCGUGCAAAGGGUUAUGACAAAACACCAGAUUUUAUUUUAGAAGUGCCGGUUGCUGUUGAAGGACAUAUAAUUCACUGGAUUGAAAGCAAAGCUUCAUUUGGUGAUGAAUGUAGUCACCAGGCCUAUCUGCAUGACCAGUUCUGGAGCUACUGGAAUAGAUUUGGUCCUGGAUUAGUCAUCUAUUGGUAUGGAUUUAUUGAGGAGUUGGACUGCCAUCGUGAACGUGGUAUCCUGCUAAAAGACUGCUUUCCUACUGAUAUUGUAACUCUGCGACACAGCAUGGCUCAACACUGAUGUUGGAAGAGAAAUUGGGAGGAAAAGGUGAAUCCGGAAGCAAUUUUACUUUCCUGCAGUGUAAACUACUGGCAACAUCUGCCCUGAACUUCAGCUGAACUCCUGCUGCCUGUGAUCACACUACUACCUCUUUAGACAAACAUAUCAAGAGUUUCUGUUUUGCCUCAGCCCUCUGCAGUUGUGAGCGGCCAAAAACUACAGACACAACCCACUCAUUAUCAGCAGUUCUGUCUCUGUCCAACAGUUAGUUUAUAGAUAGUCAUAAUCUUUCUUCCUUCCGGAUGGCUUCUCCUUAAAUACUGAACAAAAGAAAAAAUGUGGAGGCUGAAAGGUGUGACUUUCAAUUCUCCUCCCUGUGUUGUGGAGUCAUCUUGAAGAAAGUGCUUUCUGUUAUCUCUCACAUAACUGUGUUAAAUAUUAAAGAUCUAGCUCAAACACACACACAAGCCAGGAAAUUUGGUUAAGGCUGAAACUCCCCACUGAACACUCACAUUGUGCCUACUUAGUGCAAUUCAUAUAGUAAAAGAAGAUCACAUCAUCGUUAAUGCCUUGUUUGCACUCUGAAUUUCCUGGCUUUUGUAGCGUUAAACCAGACAGCUACUAUUAUUCAAAUAUAAUGAUUGGUGUAUGAAUUUCCUUAUUUUUAUGUUUGCUUAAAAACAAAAGAAUGUGACAUUCAAACUUUUAAGAAUAUUUUUCCUAAAAAAGUCAGCAUUUAUCUUGUCUGUAUAUAUAUUUGGGAAAUUUUGUAGUGCAUAUUAAUGUGUAGUUUUUAAAGUAUUGAAAAUAAUUGAUAAAGCACAUUGUUCUCUUUCAGCAGUUUUGGCAUAUCCUAGAAAUCUCUACUGAUGGAUCUUUUCCUUGGUUGACUUUAAGCAAAUAAUUUGUGUAGAUCUCUGUAGGCCUCAUGAUGUGCAGUUUUCAGGCACAUGAAAUCCAAAAGGACCAUAUAGUGUGAGGGCUCCUUUCUCAUCUUCUUUCUACACUCAUCACCCCAGGAAAGAGGGGCAGUGUUUAGCCUAACUUUUGCUCUUACAGCUAAGAGAUGGUCAGACAAGACAUAUCUCUUUGGGCUGGUAGCAUUUGCUAACACUCAGCCAAGGAAGAAUAAAAUUUUGAGGAAGCUGAUAGAAACACCACAAAUGCUCAACAUCUCUUCUCUAACCAAUCAUAAGAGCCACAUAAAGCUGUAGACUUCAUCUUGGGAAGGGGACUUGAUAAGAAGAGUCAUAAAAACUACCACUCCCAAAGGGAAAUUCCUCUCAGAAUAGGAAGUUGAGUUGCAUACUCAGCUUCUCUUGAGUAACAGAAGAUCUCAGAACCUCAACAGAGAAGCUGUUUGGGAUCCUUAAUAUUUUGAAACUGUGCACAAAUUUUCAAUCCAAAUUAAGAGAUGCAAAGAAAGCAUAUGAACCCACUUUUUAAACUUUAAAACAACCACACAGCUUAUUUUAGAAGAAACUUUCAAAUCUCACUUUUAUACUGAACUUUGUGCCAAGUUUUAGCCUGGAUUUUAUUUAUACGACCAAUUUAGAAAUCUCCUUUUUUUCCCCUCUUUAUAGGAAAAAAUAGGUUUAAUAAUAUUGAUGCAUCCUUUGCUGUACAGUAACUCCUCGCUUAACAUUGUAGUUAUGUUCCUGAAAAAUGCGACUUUAAGCAAAACGAUGUUAAGCUAAUCCAAUUUCCCCAUAAGAAUUAAUGUAAAUGGGGGGGGAGGUUAG